GCUGGGAAGCUGACUUUAUCCCUUCCUGUAGGACAUGCAGGCACAGGGUGUUUCUCUCUGCCUCCUGGGUGUGAUGCUCUUUCUGUGCUCAGCGCAUGCCCGAGGUCUCAGGAGAUGUCUGAUUUCCAUGGACAUGCGCCGUAUGGAGGAGAGUUUCCGAGGGAUCAAAAACGCCAUUCAAGCUAAGGACACCUUCCAAAAUGUCACCAUCCUGUCCACAUCGGAGACCCUGCACAGCAUUAAGCCCUUAGAUGUGUGCUGCGUGACCAAGAACCUCCUGGCAUUUUACGUGGACAGGGUGUUCAAGGACCAUCAGGAGCUGAGCCCCCAGAUCUUGAGAAAAAUCAGCAGCAUUGCCAACUCUUUCCUCCACAUGCAGAAGAGUCUACAGCAAUGUCAGGAGCGGAGGUUGUGUCACUGCAGGCAGGAGGCCACCAAUGCAACCAGAAUCAUCCAUGAUAACUACCAUCAGUUGGAGGUCCGGUCUGCUGCCAUUAAGUCUCUGGGAGAGCUGGACGUCUUGCUAGCUUGGAUUGACAAGAAUCAUCAAGGAACUUCUGCUGCCUAA
Delphinapterus leucas (beluga whale) is the source of this 568-nucleotide messenger RNA. It is a transcript of the gene IL19, whose product is annotated as interleukin 19. The record is from RefSeq and is a predicted model, not a curated record. NCBI's taxonomy places the organism in Eukaryota, Metazoa, Chordata, Mammalia, Artiodactyla, Monodontidae.